AUGGAUGCCCAAGAGCUCAAGCAGUAUCUGGCUGACGCGCCCCCCAGUGUCGUGAGGCUCGAGAUCGAGAAGCAUUUCGAUGCUUUGACCGACCGCCAGAAGCGAUACGCCCACUUCAUUAGCAGAGCGUCGUUCGGAGGCAGUAGGAUCGUGGCUAGGCAGAUCUCGCCCGAAUCGGAGCCUAUACUCGAUUUCAUACUGGCACUUCACAAGAGCAGCGGUGGCGACUGGAAGGCGCUGCAGGCCAAGGCCGCCAUUUCGGACCAGGACUUGGAUCACUUUCUGCAGUAUGCCGCGCAGUUCCUGGGGAACAACGGCAAUUACAAGAGCUUUGGUGACGCUAAGUUCAUCCCGCGCUGCCCCGAGUCCGCCUUUGCUGCGCUCGCAGCGACGUCCCCAGACGCCCAGAAAUUCUACGACGCCACUACCGGCGCUAUCUUUUCCACGGAUAAGCCUGCUCUCAUGCAUCUCGGCUAUCCAGAGCAGGGCCAUAUGACUACUUACUAUCCGGGAUCGCCGGACAUCACCAAAGCCGAGAUCGACGCUGUCUCGGCGUGGAUGGAGAAGAAGGGACUGCUCCCCGAGAACACUCGUCUAGCCAGGACCAAGGAUGGCUCGUUCGAAAUUUGGAUCGCGUCGGCAGAUCGGACGCUUCCCGGCGAAGGCGGCGACAUUGGGAACGAGACCGAGUUCAAAAUCGAGGAUGGCACGUUGGCGGGGAAGACCAUCACCCUUGUAUAUGGCGAUUACUCCAAGGAGAUGGCCCUCAUUGCGGCCAGCAUCAGAGGCGCGGCAGAGAAUUCCGCUAACGAGAACCAGAAGAAGAUGCACGAUGCCUACGCCAAAUCUUUCCAGAGCGGUUCGCUGCUGGCCUUCAAAGAUUCUCAGAGAUUCUGGAUUCGAGACAAGGGCCCGAUGGUCGAGUCUAACAUCGGCUUCAUCGAAACGUACCGCGACCCCGCUGGCAUCCGUGGCGAAUGGGAAGGUUUUGCUUCUAUGGUCAAUCUGGAGCGUACGCGAGCCUUCGGGGCCCUUGUGGACGCUGCGCCCUCUCUGAUACCGCUUCUGCCGUGGAGUAAGGACUUCGAGAAGGACAAAUUCUUGUCCCCGGAUUUCACGUCUCUCGAGGUCCUAACAUUUUCUGGCUCGGGUAUACCAGCUGGGAUCAAUAUCCCUAAUUACGACGACAUCAGACAGACCGAGGGUUUCAAGAACGUAUCCCUCGGCAAUGUGCUGAGCGCGAAGGCACCCGACGAGAAGAUUCCGUUUAUCGCCGACAAGGAUCUGGGUAUAUAUCAACGCUACCGUGACGGCUCUUUCGAAGUGCAAGUUGGGCUCCACGAGCUUACGGGUCAUGGCUGUGGCAAGCUAUUACAAGAGACGUCCCCGGGAGUGUUCAAUUUCGAUAGGGAAAACCCCCCCAUCUCUCCCUUGACCGAAAAGCCCGUUGCCACAUGGUAUAAGCCUGGCCAAACCUGGGGGUCCGUUUUCGGCAGCUGGGCAGGUUCUUACGAGGAGUGUCGAGCGGAGCUCGUCGCGAUGUAUCUGAGCUGCGAAUUCCCCGUCUUGCAAAUCUUCGGAUUCGGCGACGGCUCAGUUAACAUAGAUGGUGAAGCGGGAGAUGUGCUCUACGCCUCCUAUCUCUCUAUGGCCCGGGCCGGUCUCACGUCGCUAGAAAUGUGGGAUCCCAAGAGCCAAAAAUGGGGCCAGCCUCACUCGCAAGCCCGGUUCUCCAUCCUCCAGUGCUUCCUAGCUGCUGGGGACGACUUCUGCAAACUGGAAUACAACGGCGACGACUUGACCGACCUGAAGAUAAGCCUAGACCGCUCGAAGAUCCUGACGGCGGGCCGGAAAGCGGUGGGCGACUACCUCCAGAAGCUGCACAUCUACAAGGCCACCGCUGACGUCGAGGCCGGCGUAAAGUUCUACGGCGACAUGACGCACGUGGACCCGGAGUUCUGGGGCAAGAAGGUGAGGGACGAGGUCCUGCGGAACAAGCAGCCGCGGAAGGUGUUCGUCCAGGCCAACACGUACCUCGACGAGGCGACGGGAACAGUCACGCUGAAGCACUACGACGCGACGCUCGAGGGCAUGAUCCAGAGCUGGGCGGAGCGGCAGAUCUGAGGCUAAAUCCGUAGCCGUAAGGUGCGGUAAAAGCG
Messenger RNA from Durotheca rogersii, 2159 nucleotides. RefSeq names its product putative dipeptidylpeptidase III. Gene Ontology annotation, molecular function: dipeptidyl-peptidase activity; metalloexopeptidase activity. The record is from RefSeq and is a predicted model, not a curated record. Gene Ontology annotation, biological process: proteolysis. NCBI's taxonomy places the organism in Eukaryota, Fungi, Ascomycota, Sordariomycetes, Xylariales, Xylariaceae. The coding region runs from base 1 to 2124 and encodes 707 amino acids. The transcript has 3 exons. Gene Ontology annotation, cellular component: cytoplasm.